AUGAUUUCUUUCUCCAUUAUUCAUUUCUCUAAUAACUUUAUGAUUUCUUUCUCCAUUAUUCACUUCUCUAAUAAAUUUAUGAUUUCUUUCUCCAUUAUUCACUACUCUAAUAACUUUAUGAUUUCUUUCUCCAUUAUUCACUUCUCUAAUAACUUUAUGAUUUCUUUCUCCAUUAUUCACUUCUCUAAUAAAUUUAUGAUUUCUUUCUCCAUUAUUCACCUCUCUAAUAAAUUUAUGAUUUCUUUCUCCAUUAUUCACUUCUCUAAUAACUUUAUGAUUUCUUUCUCCAUUAUUCACUUCUCUAAUAAAUUUAUGAUUUCUUUCUCCAUUAUUCACCUCUCUAAUAAAUUUAUGAUUUCUUUCUCCAUUAUUCACUUCUCUAAUAACUUUAUGAUUUCUUUCUCCAUCAUUCACUUCUCUAAUAACUUUAUGAUUUCUUUCUCCAUUAUUCACUUCUUCUCUUUUCCUAAAUUGUCAUUCCUUUAA
Messenger RNA from Acanthosepion pharaonis, 486 nucleotides. Lineage: Eukaryota; Metazoa; Mollusca; Cephalopoda; Sepiida; Sepiidae. The record is from the annotation of a GenBank genome assembly.